AACGUGUCUCUGUGUGUUUGUGUGUGCGCGCGCGCGAGCUGCUGCAUGUGUAUAUGUGAUACAUUGUAUGCAUACGCCAACAGCGACUGCACCGCUGCCGGAGCUCAGCGUUAAUUAAAAAGUGCCCGAGAGCAGCGACGACGACGGCGGCGGAGCCCCAUGCGUGACCCUCAGCAAUUCGCGACAGAAUCAUUACUCCUCCUCCGACCAAGGUCUUCUACUAAUUUUAUCGUCUUCUAACCGACUAACAACUAAGAUAACGAAUACUAACAUAUCCAAGAGAACUGUCUUCCUUCUUCGAGAACAAGAAAAAAAAUAACGAUACUCAACGAAAAUUUUAGUCUUCGCCGUUAUAGUAAUUGAUUAAAAAAACAAAAAAAGUGCGUCGAAAGUGUGUGUGUGUGUGUGUCAGCGCGAAACCAAUCGACAAUUCGACAAUCAUGCUCAAUAGUGAACUAUGCACCGCCAGAACAACGCCGGCCUGCGACUGGACCUGACGCAGAACACUCCAGACAGCUCGUUGUUGAGCGGCAGCAGUGCUUCCAACAAUCGUCUACCGAGCCUCGUCGUCGAGCAUGCCGAGGCCCCCCUGUAUAACGGCCAGCAGCAGCAUCAGCAGCAGCAAGGGGCAAUCAACAACGAAGGACACUCCUCCGGCAACUAUCAGUAUCAUCGUCCGGCCCUAAUAGGCGAGAAUUUAAACAGCAAGCUACCGAACGUAGUCGAGGGCUCAAUGGACUAUGGUAGCAGCGAGCGCAGGUCGUCCCGCUACCUCGUGGAUUACGACGCGGCCGCGGGCCUCUCCUCGGCCAAGACCAUCUAUCAUCAGGAGAUCGUGCCGUCGUCCUCUCUCAAUUAUGGCGUCGCCGAGAGCGGCUAUCUCGACCGCGGCUAUCAUCCCGUGUCGAGGAUGGGCACCUACGAUCGUAAGAACACCGUCGGCUUCGACGACGGUGGUCGCUACGGUGGCGACCCCGGGGCCACGGCUCGGAUGUAUGGCCACCGCGACGACGCGGUGGGCAGCAACGGACCGAGAUUCGAGCGCGAGCGAGGCUACGCCGAGUCGGAUCUCGACGCGCCCUACGAUCCCGUCCGGUCGUACGGGGGCGCGACCGAUCCGUCGCAAGACCCCACGAGACGAUACUCGAGGGAGCUCAAUGACUACGAGUUCGCUCGCUACGCCGAGGAGACGCUGAAACUCGAGCCGAAGAAGGCCAGCGCGAGGGUGACUUACAGCGACGUCAGCAGCACGCACAAUGGCUACGAUUCCGGAGGAAUCAAGACCAAUCACGAUCAUCAGGCGUACGAUUUGGCCGCGGCUCAGCAGCAGGCCGAGAUGCUUCAUCGAGCGGCAGCCGCGGCUUACGACAGUGGCGGCAAGUACCACGGCGGCGGCGGUGCCAAGAUGUACGGCACCCUGCCCAGGCGCAUCGUCGCGGGCCCACGACGAUAG
Molecule: messenger RNA, 1453 nt
Organism: Trichogramma pretiosum
Lineage: Eukaryota; Metazoa; Arthropoda; Insecta; Hymenoptera; Trichogrammatidae
Exons: 3
Coding region: 458-1453 (331 amino acids)
Source: RefSeq, a predicted model, not a curated record